Messenger RNA from Rhizoctonia solani, 3006 nucleotides. Its product is annotated as Pumilio-family RNA binding repeat. Gene Ontology annotation, biological process: post-transcriptional regulation of gene expression. Bases 1 to 3006 code for a protein of 1001 amino acids. The transcript is spliced from 13 exons. Lineage: Eukaryota; Fungi; Basidiomycota; Agaricomycetes; Cantharellales; Ceratobasidiaceae. Gene Ontology annotation, molecular function: mRNA binding. Gene Ontology annotation, cellular component: cytoplasm. The record is from RefSeq and is a predicted model, not a curated record.
AUGGCUCCGGCAUUGGAUCAACGCGGCGCGCCAGCAGGGGGGAACACGGAGCGCAACCGAAGCCCCCCAGCUUUUCUCGAUCUCGCCAACUCGGCCGCACGACAAGGGGCUAAUUUACCCGAUGUAAACUCUCGUAUCGAGCAGAAGCGCAUGGAACACGAGCGCCAGCGCUUGCAACAGCGCAAGAUUUUCGAGGAGCAAAUGCGUAUGCUUGAGCACCAGCAGGCUCUCGAGGAGCAGAAACUUAUGGGCAGUCCUGCCCUCGGUGGAGGCCCCCUCAACCCCGCCCUCUCCCUCAUCGGCGGCGGAGCUAUGCAGCACCAUCCUGCCAUGUCGGCGCCUACCACUCCUCCUCGCACCAACAGUGUUCUCCCGAUGUCCUCGCACAAUAUUGAUAGUGAUCUCGCUGCUGCGCUCUCGUCCCACGGGCUUGCCCCUGGAAGUCGCCUCAGUAGCGGAUCGUUAUUCAGUGGUGUCAGCUUCGGAACGCCCCAGAGCGCAUUUCACAGUCCUGCCAACACGACCGAAAAGCGCAAAUCCGUCAAUUACGCUGAUUUUGCGGAAUACAACACUUAUUCACCCGAUGCAACCACACACGCUCACACGGUCGCGAUGCCCUCAGUCUCUCAGUUUGGCUCUCAUACACACACCGCGGGUGCCAAGAGCAUGCCAGGGUCUUUCCAUUCGGGACUCGAACACUCCCAACAACCCGGCCAGACUGGCAUCCUCAAGAACGGUGUUGGUGGCGUUUUUGGUCCUACGACCUCCCAGUCUAAGACGUUCAAUCCCGGUUUUUUGCUCGACGAAGAACUCGACAAGGAAGUGUCCCGUGAUAUGCAUAAAUCUGUCAACUUUCUCCCCCUUUCGUCCGAGGAAGAGCCCAAGUCGCUACUCAAGUCUGACUCGUACUCUAAGCUUUCUGCGUCCAGCGCUGCUCUCGAUCUAGCACCUCUCUCGCAAACGCCGCCUAGAGGCCCUGGUCCCAAUGGACGGCUCGACAACUCCAAGUCGUCCGAAUGGCCUCCAUUCUCUGGUGGUGUCCGCCCGAACGAACAGGCACGCAUGCGCAAUGUCACAAAUCCUGGCACCAUUGGCGGUUCGCGUCCUUCGUCUGGCAUGGGAGGCCAUACGUCAUCUAGCCCAACUACGAUCCCGGGAGAUGUCGGGAUUGCCAAUGCAUCGGCGAGGAGUGUCCCGGCGACGCCCAUGUCUGCUCGUCAGAACAUCCCCGGUAAAACGGUUGGAUUGCCUUCUGGAGAAGUUGGUUCGUUCAAUGAACAGAACAACGGUACAUACAAUAUGAAUCGCCUUUCCGGAGCUUUCGAUACCCCUGUGACGUUUAGCUCUGUUCAAAGCUCCGGAAACGAAGAAAACUUUUCGAAUAACCUAAGUGGCGACAUUGGUGGUGCUCAAAACUUUAAUUCUUUUGACUAUGAUGGCGGCGCGCGCAACAACGCCCAUAGCGGAUCGACCGCGCUCUACCAGCACAAUGGCUCUCGUUACGGCCUUGCGCUCGGGAAUGGACGUUUUAUGUCUCAAGAAAACAACAAAAUGAGCGGAUUACAUGGCACCAAACACAAGCGAGGCGAUAUGGAUCUCAACCGAUUCGCAGGCACGCGUUUGGAAGACCUCGUCGGCGAAAUCCCCGCCUUGUGCAAGGACCAGCAUGGCUGUCGCUACCUCCAGAAGAAAUUAGAGGAGGGUGUCCCUGAGCACCGCGAUAUCAUUUUCCAUGAAACGUUUAGUUUGUUUGCUGAGUUGAUGACCGACCCAUUCGGCAACUACUUGUGCCAGAAGCUUCUCGAGUACUCGACGGACGAGCAGCGCAACAUGAUAUGCGAGUCGGUCGCGCACGACUUGGUUGGGAUUUCCUUGAACAUGCACGGUACUCGUGCCGUUCAAAAGAUGAUUGACUUUUUAUCUACUCAGCGCCAGGCUAAUCCAUCAUCUUAUGAUGCCCAGAUACACUCGAUUAUUAUGGCAUUGAGUAUGCACGUCGUCACGCUCAUCAAGGACCUGAACGGCAACCACGUAAUCCAAAAAUGCUUGAACCGGUUGAUCCCUGAAGACAACCAGUUCAUUUACAAUGCCGUUGCCGCUCACUGUGUUGAAGUCGCCACCCAUCGACACGGAUGUUGUGUUCUUCAGAGGUGCAUCGAUCACGCCUCCGAUUCUCAGCGCAUCCAACUCGUCACCGAGAUCACAUUUAAUGCGUUGACGCUUGUACAAGACCCCUACGGCAACUAUGUUGUCCAAUAUAUUCUUGACUUGAACGACAACCGCUUCAGCGAUGCUGUAAUUCGUCAGUUUAUUGGAAACGUUUGUGCACUUUCGGUUCAAAAAUUCAGUUCAAACGUGAUCGAAAAGUGCAUCCGUGUGGCGGAGCACAACACCCGGAAGAUGCUGAUUGAGGAACUUCUUAAUCGAAACCGCCUGGAGAAGCUUUUGCGUGAUUCGUUUGGAAACUACUGUGUCCAGACUGCCCUUGAUUACGCCGAGCCGACGCAACGUAUGCUCCUGGUCGAAGGAAUCCGCCCGAUUUUACCUCUGAUCAGAAACACACCAUAUGGCAAACGUAUCCAGAGCAAGCUUCAGCGUGAGCAAAUGGAGAACCAUCAGCAGUACGGUGGCAAUCACGGUGGCUACAACCCAACUCACGCUGCGCUCGUUAACCUUGCGAUGAAUGGCAAUGGUAUCGGAAUGGGCGGCCGUCACGUCUCCCAACCUUCGGUCCAUCACAGCCCGCUCGCCGACGCAUACAAUCGUCCUAAUUUGUACAACAUCCCUCAACAAAUGCACCACGGCAUCCAACAACAGCCGAUUGAUCAUUAUGGGACGCCUCACAUGAUGGCCUCGAACCUCCAUCACUCCCCAAUGACCACGACUGCUGCAUUCCCGAACGUCUCCGGAUUUUCGAACCCGAUGCCGAACAACUAUGGUGCUCUCGGUAUCUCUGCUGGCAUGAGCGACCCCUACCAACGUGCCAACUUCCCCUACGGCAUGUAA